AUGAAGCUCACCACCAAGGCUGCCGCCGUGUCAUACUUUACAUCAGGGUGGAAGACGGGAUCUCAAACAAAGAGGUGCUGGAAGGUUUCUUCGGACCAUCAGCACCAAAGCCCUUCUCUUACCGUCACCCCCUCUCAGGACAGUCCCCCGUCCCCCGUGUCCCCGUGUCCCGGGGUCCCGGGGCGCCGGGGGUCGCGCGCGCUAUGCGGAGGGCGGUGGUCCUCCUCCCGCUCGCCCUCCUGCUCGCCCUCCCGCUCGCCCAGGGGCCAGGAGCAGGACCAGGAGCGUCCCGGACGCUCCGACCUCAGUCUCCUCCGGAGGCAACAACAACAACAACAACAACAACAAGAAGAAGGACGGCGGCGGCAGCAGCAGCGGGGGCGGGCGGAGGAGCAGCCCGGAGGCCUCCCGGAGGAGGCGUCCCCAGCUCCGGUUUUCACCUUGAAAGUCCAAGUGAAUGACGCCAUCAGCCACCAGUCCCUGCGCCAAGCCACUGUGGACGUGUUCGUCAACUACACAAAGACAAAUUCUACCAGAACUGGAAACAAUGGGGCGGUAUUGAUAGACAUUCCCUACAAAUCGUGGCUCAGUUUGACUGUCGCGUCCUACAAGGAUGGCUACAUAUUAUCCCCAUUUCCUUGGAAGACUGCAAGAAUGCCAUUAUAUUCAUCAGUGACACUUUCACUGUUUCCUCAAAGCCAAGCAGAUAUAUGGCUAUUUGAAGAUACUGUUUUAAUUACCGGAAGGUCAUCUGAUGCCAAGAUUCAGCCAAAGGUUCAGUUUCCCAAGGUCUUAAUUAAACUUCCCAACAAUCACCUCCUCAUCAACAUCACUGGCUAUCUUACCAUUCUACAGCAGUUUUUGAAAAGAGAAAAUUUCCUUUAUGCGACAGGCAUUCUUCUUAAUAAAUCAGGGUUUAAAAGCAUCGAGUUGAACCCAGUUGCUGCGAUAUGCGUGAAUAUAUUUUCCGGUGGAAGAGAAUUAGAAGUGUCGGGUUCCAUUCAAGUUACCCUUCCCCUCCUACCCACGAAUUCAAUACAGCCGGGGGGCAUUAUACCCGCCUGGACAUUUGACUUGAAAACCGGUGCUUGGGUGAACUGUGGAUUGGGACUAGUUAAAGAGCUUGAUGACCAUCUGGUGUGGACAUAUGAGGCCCCACAUUUAGGCUACUGGAUUGCAGCCCCGCUCCCCGGACCCAGAGGUUCAAUCAUCAGUGCCGUUUCCCAGAACAUAGCCGACUACCACUCCGUUUUUCUUUCAACCAUACUAGGGGGAACAAUAGUUGUUGUGAUCGGAUUCCUUGCCGUUCUUCUCUGCCUUUGCAGGUGUAAGGGCGGCCCGGCCCAGAAACGAGAAAUGAAUACCACUCUCCUGGCUGUCCUGAGGAGAGACCAGGCCACGUCGAUGCCCCACCUCUAUCCAUGCACUCCAAUCAAGGGGCUGAAGGUCAACUCCGGCUCACAUUUAGGCCGACCCCGGCCGAGCCCUUACGAUCCAAAGGAUUCCGUCUGGUCGGAAACGGGAGACAGGAUGACGGCGGCGAGAGCUCGGGAGGGUUUAUACCACAGAGAUGUUUCAUCGUGGGCAGCCGGUCACAAUGACCCCUCUGGAAACGCCUCACGGCUUGCAGUUGGCUCUGGGGCCCGAAAACCCGGCCUGUAUCUCCAAGGUCAGGAAGACCAGUAUGGACUCGCCCAUCUCCCCGAGCAGCUAGUGCCAAUCUGCGCUCAGUCGGUGGCCAUCCUCCAAGCCUCGGGCCUUUUCCGUUCUCCGGGGCAGUCUCCCGGGGCGAAGUCCGCUACUUUGCCGAGAAAGGGCCAGGUAGGGUACGGUCAACUGGCAGAGCAGUUCGACAGUGACGAUUACCCUCGGCUGUCCGGCCCACCUCCGUCUCAGCCCUCCAAGUCCAGAGACGAUCCCGGGUCCCAGCUCGGAGAGCCGGGAUCCCCGUCCCAGACUCCCACCUGGAGUCGGUACUCCGCCAGCUUGCUGGAGUCUGUGUCGGUUCCCGGCACCCUGAACGAAGCCGUCGCCGUGACUCCGUAUUCCUCCGAACUCCAAGGCAUUUCGGAGAAGACCCUGUUGGAGCUGUCUAAGGGGAAGCCCUCCCCCCACCCCAGGGCCUGGUUCGUGUCUCUCGACGGACAGCCGGUCGCUCAAGUGAGGCACUCCUUCAUCGACCUGCGCAAGGGCCGACCCGAGAGCAAUGACACCAGCCUGGACUCCGGAGUGGACAUGAACGAGCACCAGUCCGGUCGGAAGCUGGAGAGGGAGAAGACUUUCAUCAAAAGCGGGCCCCAGCCCCCGAUCCUCUACCAGGGGGGAUUUGACCUCAACAGUAGCAAGAACAGAGCCUCCGCGUGUGGCCCCGAGGGCCCGGCUCUGAGGCCCAUGGGUGCCAGAGGGAGGGGGGAGGUCGGGGGUCCCAGAGAAGGGCGGAGUCUCUUCGAGGGAAGAGCCCGGAUCAGGACACCAGAUCCCACCCAUCCCCCGGGAGGACGAGGAGCAGGCUGCCUCUAGCCGGGAGAAGCAGCCGAACUGACAGGUGAAGGAGAGAAGCCCCUGGUUGCUGUCAGUCUGAGCCAGUUGGCUCAAGGCGCUCAUCCCGUCCGGCUGCUCGGAAAUCUGCCACCGCUUGGCUUUCCUCUGACGGCAGCGGGAUCCGAUCCGUGCCUCUGGACUUUGUCCGUCAGUCAGGGACAGUCUGUGGUCAUGGCUUUAGUUGAGAAGAGGACGCUCAUUCAAAGCGUAUCCUCCGAUAACACCACCGCCCCCGGGAAGCUGCUGUUGCAGUUUGGCUUUCCCACGCGUGUCCAGUUUCUUCCUUUUGCUCCUGUUGGAAAUUCGAGGGAGGCAGCCAAUUUCCCGCCUUCUAAAAAUACUCUGGUGGGAGCUAGAAAGAAUGCCGGAGAAGGCAGAGGUAACCUUCCCCCUCUCGGUCAGCAGAGUUAACCAAUCAAUCAGUCAAUCAAUCGUUGGCAUGUGUUGAGCAUUCAUUCAUUCAUUCAUUCAAUCAUAUUUAUUGAGUGCUUACUGUGUGCAGAGCACUGUGCUGGGUGCUCAGGAGAGAACACCCAUAUGCUGUACAGUUACGUGCCCCCUCCCGUUGGUUAAUAGUUGCAGCUUCUUGUGAACCCUCAAUCUUUAUACGCUCGCAGGGACUUAUUUCCAUCCAUAUUCUGGAUGGGAUUCGUCCAUAAAUGCUCCCUAAAAUCAGCACAGAUUCUUCUUCUUAUGUGAUGAACCGCAUUCUUCAGUGUGUCAGCUAACAAAAUCCCCUUCCUCAAUGAGGUGAGCUGGGCAGUGGUUUCUCUCUCUGGUGUUUACUUAGAUGUUCCCUUGCUUCAUUCGACUUCUAAAAAUCGCUUCCUUUUCCUUCCCUGUUUCAUUAUAAAGUGAGGUCUGUUAGCCCAGGUUUUCCUCGGGGUGUGUAUUGAACUGCUUAAAACCAUUCCAAGAAUAACGUACCCGAGCUCUUUGGGGCCCAACGAUUUUGGAGGAUGUUGAGCUGCAAUCUUAAUCAAGUGUCUAAUGCAUUGGUGAAGAAAUUUAAGUUGAGGUUUUCAACACUUCCUGAAAAAGAACUGUUCAGAAGGUAUUUUGUUUCAAAACCAUAAUUGCCAGUUUUUUAAAAGAGGGAUAGUUAAGCACUGACUAAUGAAGAAAGGCCUGCAACUUUACUUGUGCAUAUGAAAUAUGUCCAUUGACCUUUCAAAUAUUUCGCUUAUGAAAUGUCAAGUCUAGGUCUUUACUAGUAAAAAAUUAAUCAAAAAUGCUUGAGAAGAAGAUUAAAUUAAAAGCCUUGCUUUCUGUACUGCCUGCAAUCAAUGUAUUCCCAAUUUUGGAUUUUUCAUAUUCAUU
Messenger RNA from Tachyglossus aculeatus (Australian echidna), 3861 nucleotides. It is a transcript of the gene FAM171B, whose product is annotated as family with sequence similarity 171 member B. The coding region runs from base 1 to 2520 and encodes 839 amino acids. The record is from RefSeq and is a predicted model, not a curated record. NCBI's taxonomy places the organism in Eukaryota, Metazoa, Chordata, Mammalia, Monotremata, Tachyglossidae. The transcript is spliced from 10 exons.